This is a messenger RNA of Drosophila persimilis, 402 nucleotides long. RefSeq lists its product as uncharacterized. Lineage: Eukaryota; Metazoa; Arthropoda; Insecta; Diptera; Drosophilidae. The transcript has a single exon. The record is from RefSeq and is a predicted model, not a curated record. The coding region runs from base 16 to 393 and encodes 125 amino acids.
UUUUAGUUGUGCACAAUGAAGCGUUUAUUGGUGAUCUGCCUGCUCCUCCUGUCGCUGGCCCUAUUCCUCGCCCCUGGCCAGGCCAGCGUUUUCCGUGGGAUCCGCGAUGCCUCAGAGCCUGCCGCUGAUGCCGCAGAUCCUCCCGCUGAGGUUGCGGCUGGUGCCGGAUCCAACGAGAACGAUCUGAAUAUUGACUCGGGGGAAUCGGUGGAAGCGGUCACCGUUCCGCUGGGCAUCGUGUCAAUCAAGGCCCGCGUCAUAGCCAAGGAUCGGGCCCUCUGCCAGCAGCUUUCUCGAUACCAUCCGCACUAUCCCAAGUGCCACGAGUACUGCAAGCGGCAGGAGCACUGGAUAGGCCAGUGCUGGAGGGAGAGCUGUCACUGCAUAUCAUAGGAUAUACAU